GCGGCAACCGGAGAGGGUUUUUUUGGCGGAGCCCCAAUUAGGUCUUGGGGCUUUGGUUGGGAUUUUCGGCGAUUUAGGAGAAGAGUUAAGUUUGGCAUUUGGGGUUUUGGAAGAAAUCCAGAUCGAGAUUAGGGCUGAAUUUGAUAUCAGGAACAAGAUAGAGUUUGCUGUUCUUGGAGAGGAUCGUUGGAUUCUGUAAAGGCUUGUGAUUCUUGAAGAUGUCGGUGGUCCAGGAGCAACUAGAGAUCAAGUUUAGGUUACCUGAUGGAUCGGAUAUCGGCCCCAAAAAGUAUACGGAAGCUACAACUGUUUCCACUUUGAAAGAGAGCAUUCUUGCCGAAUGGCCCAAAGAGUUGGAGAAUGGCCCGAAGACAAUAAACGAUCUUAAGUUGAUAAACGCCGGAAAGAUAUUAGAGAACAACAAAACACUGGCCGAGUGCAGAAGCGCAAUAUGUGAUCUCACUGGUGUCACAACCAUGCAUGUUGUUGUGAAGCCCCCUUCGCAGGACCGAGGAAUUGAAAAAGAUGAUGGGAACAAUUCCAAAGGAAACAGAUGUCGAUGUACUAUUUUAUGAUUCUCUGAACAAAAUGAAACUUUUGCAUUAGUUAUUCAUUUAUUUUUCCUGUGUCAUUUUGUUGUGCCAUGGAUACUGUUUCCUGCUGCAUUUUGUUGCAUGUUGCUUACAGUGCUAAGUACAGUGUCAGACCUGCUAUUUUACUCUUG
This is a messenger RNA of Phalaenopsis equestris, 724 nucleotides long. RefSeq names its product membrane-anchored ubiquitin-fold protein 1-like. Lineage: Eukaryota; Viridiplantae; Streptophyta; Magnoliopsida; Asparagales; Orchidaceae. Gene Ontology annotation, molecular function: protein binding. The transcript is spliced from 4 exons. The record is from RefSeq and is a predicted model, not a curated record. Bases 219 to 575 code for a protein of 118 amino acids.